AUGGCGGCCGAAACUAGUCCUUUGAAGGUAACGACUAUUUUAACUAAAACAUGGCGAUAUUUUGGGGCAUAGAAGACGGUAUCACUACCAUGUAAGAGUAAUCGUAGAUGAGACACUGCAUGUUCGAUGUCGUGGUACUAAGUUGUAUUGGAAGAAUCCAAAUUUUUGAAUUUCGUACCAAACUUUCAUCUUGUGGGUGUACUUCUCAUGCCGCAUCUAGAAUGUAAUCAAAGAUAACAGUAUAUACGGAAACAGAAGAAUAUAUCAUGGUAACUUACGCGAUUAACAUACUUUCAAUUUCCCGCCUUUAUAACGUGGACACAUUUGGCUUUCCAAUAAAAUAAAUAUAAAUAAAUAAAUCGUUCAUCUUGAUGUGGAAAGUGGAUUGAGUAAGAAAAUCUCUGAAUCCAAUGUAACACUACAUCAGCAGCUAAAAAUUGUUGAAUUGUAUUUUUGUACAGGAGAUCAUGAAUAAUGGAGAAAAUACCAAGAGCAAUGCUUUUGCUGCAAAGAAGAAAAAACGACUGUCAGUUGAGCGGAUCUACCAAAAGAAGACACAGUUGGAACACAUUCUUCUCCGUCCAGACACUUACAUUGGCUCUGUUGAGCCAAUCAAACAGAACAUGUGGGUUUAUGAUGCAGAGACUGAUGCCAUUGUGAGUAAGGAAAUCACUUAUACGCCUGGUCUCUACAAGAUCUUUGAUGAACUUUUAGGUGAGCAGACUGGAUUCAUGUUUUUCCAUUACUUGUAGCUUAGUUUUACUUUAAAAAUAAGGCCCUCGGCAAGCUAUAAACUUGUUAUUAUUCACUUUGACUCAUUAACUUAUCAUUAUUUGCUCUAAUGAAGGACUGACGAUCGAAACAUUGUUCAGCUUAAGAAAUUCUUUAAAGUGGCUAAUUUACGUUAUUAAGUCAGUUGAUAAAAUCAAAUUAUCUUUUAAACUUUUCAUCUUUGGUUUGUUAAAAAAAGGAAAAAGAACUUUUUAAAAAAAUUCCUGACCAAGACCAUAUAUUUAAGAAUUAUGGAAAAUAGUGAGUUUAUGAUAUUCAGUAAAGUGUGUGAAUGUACAAGUCAUGUAAUAAUUGUGUGUUAUGUUUCUUUCAAUUUUGAAGUGAAUGCAGCAGAUAACAAGCAGAGAGACCCUGCCAUGGGCUGUGUUAAAAUAACCAUUGAUGCGUGAGUGACAUAUUAACAAAACAAACUAUUUUUUAAUAGUGACCCCAUCAUAUGAUUGAAAUGAUAGUUGACAGGUUCACUUACUUGAAAGUUGUCAUUUCCUUGCUUUCCAGCCACUUACUGUCCUGUUGUAAAGGAUUAAUUUUCAAGUAAUGCUAUCCUGAUAGGUUUUUAUUGUGCAUACAAUGAACCUGUUAAUUAUGAGGGUAAUGUGUGACAGCUGGUUGGCACAUCAUAAAUUGAACAAAGCCUAUAGUUGGUAUCCAAAUUGCUCAUUGGAUAAUUAAAACUCUGCGAGUGAACAUAGUUUUAUUCAUAUUUUAAAGACUGGUAACUGUGAAAGAAUUUCAUUUAAUCCAUAUUUGAUUAUGUAGACAGUUCUUAGAUAAAUGGAAACAAUGACAGAAACUUUAGAUUGUCUUUGGGACUACAGCUUUGUUGUCAAAUGGUAUGGGAUUAUCUACAAAUUUUUCCAGAUGCAUGCAUGAAAAUGCAAUAUAGGAGUUAGCCUCUGCCAUAUGGAGAUGCAUUUUUCUUUUCCAAAGUACUAUUAAUAGUAACUCGGAAACAUUGGCAAUAAGCUGGUAAAAUACUAUUAUGUGUUAAACUUAAAUAUGCUUAUUUCCUCUGUUUAAAUUUCAGAGAUAGUAACACUAUAAGUGUUUGGAAUGAUGGACGUGGCAUUCCUGUAGAGAUGCAUAAAGAACAGAAAGUUUAUGUUCCUACAUUGAUAUUUGGCCAUCUUCUAACGUCCAGUAACUACAAUGAUGAGGAGAAAAAAGUCACAGGCGGCAGGAAUGGUUAUGGUGCAAAACUUUGUAAUAUCUUCAGCACAAAAUUUGUUGUGGAAACUUGUUCCUCUGACUCAAAUAAGAAGUUCAAACAGGUACAUUUUGUUCUUGAAAACAUGUUAGAUCUUCAUGAUCCUUAAAGUUAAUGAGAGAAUCCUGAAGAAAUUUCCAUGUUGUGUAAACAUCUAGUGUACAUUAUAACAGGAAGAGGCAAUUAAGUUAAUGAAAAUCAAAAAGAAAAGGAAAAUGAUUAUUCAUUUAAAUGACUACUUAUGCUCAUAGAGUAUUAGAGUAUAGUAGCAGAGUGUGGUUAAGUAUAGUAAUAGUAUAGUUCAUUUUAAACUUUUAGAAAUACUAUACCUGAAUAAUUUUUUUCUUGUCACCUAACACAAUUCAACUUGUUCCUUUUCUUGUAUGUAGACCUGGACAAACAACAUGGGAAAAGUUACAGAGCCUAUUGUAAAGGAUUUUAGUGGAAAGGACUUCACUUGUGUUACAUUCAAACCUGACCUGGCAAAGUUUAAAAUGGAAAGUCUUGAUAAAGACAUUAUCUCACUCCUCUCCAGGAGGGCAUAUGAUGUUGCUGGUUCUGUUAGAGGAAUUUCUGUAUAUCUCAAUGGAAAGAAGUUACCUGUAUGUAAUUUGUUGGCAAUAUUCAUGUUAUAAGCACCUUCAUAAACAAGUUGUAGCUAAGUUAUAUGGUGCAACUACUUGUUUUUGUUCAGAGCAGAGAUAAUGCAUUUUAUUUUCUGGGUUAUGAAAUUUUGAUUGAAAAUCCAUUACUUAACAGAAAAAUCUCUGUAGUAAUGAUAAGGCAGUAGUACAUGUAUCUCUUGUACAUCAGGUAAUGGGGAAAAACCAUCAUGGACUUCACAAAUCUUUCUCAGACCCUCUCUUUCUGUACCAUAGGAGUAUGAAUUAUUGUCUUAUUCAGAAAUCUGUGUCCAGUUGGUGAAGCUUCAUACAAGCCACAGUGUUGUAACUAAGAAAUUUUGCUGCUGGCUGAAAUUUCAAGUGAGGCAGCUCAUCAAUAGCAUUCAGUAUUGAUUUAUUGUAAGUGUCUGACCUCAGAAGUGCCUGUUGUGUUUUACUAAGUGAUUGCCAGCCAAAAAUCCAGCCAGUGAUAGUUGCUUAUUCUUGUGGCAGCCAGCACUUAGCAACAACCUUGCACUCAAACAUCAGAAGUAGAAUCUACAUUUUAUAAAUGAUGCAUUGCCUUAUACCCUUUUGUGUUGUUUAGCAUUCAUGAGUAGAUUAAAAUCAAUUUGCGAUUUAUUUUUCAUGAAAAAAAUAAUUUUUAAUGGUCAACAGAUUAAGACUUUCAAGGAUUAUGUUGGACUGUACUUGAAAGCCAGAGAUGAUGAAGAUGACUUGGCAUUGGGUAGUGACUCAGAGAAAAAGACCAAUUCUGUCGUGCAUGAAGUUGUAAAUAAGCGUUGGGAAGUUUGUGUUACCACAAGCACCAAAGGUUUUCAGCAAGCUAGCUUUGUCAACAGCAUAGCCACAACUAAGGUAUAGUCAAGCCAAGUUCUCUAAAACUGCUUUAAAGCUGUGAAACAUCAACUGUCUAACAGUUUUUGUCAAAACAGUUCAACAUACAGUAUUUCAUUUGAAAUUUUUCUGACCUUUGCAAAGUGAACAAUCAUUCUUUUUAAUCACCUUAGUCCUUACUGACUUAGACUUUGGAAAAUUCAUGAAAAGGUGAGGUGAACAAGGAGAGUGGUGAAUGUAACAUUGUAUGGAAAUUAAGGAGAGCAUUAAGAAAAAAUCUUGGAUGAAAACAAUUCAGCAAGACUAUUUGAAAUAAGGUGUUAUAAAGGUAGCCACAAAAUCGAGCAGUAAUCUUGUUGGCAGUCAAGAGGUUACUAUGGCAACUGAAGAACAGCCCACCUGUUGGCACAGUUCAACACAACUCUAAAAAGGGGAAUAAAUGCUUACCAAAGGUGGGGGGUAUGGGUGGGGGGUGGGGGGUAUGGGUGGGGGGUGGUGGGUGGUGGGUGGUGGGGGUGGUGGGUGGUGGGUGGUGGGUGGUGGGUGGGGGGUGGUGGAUGGUGGAUGGUGGAGAGGCAUAGAGGAAAACAGCAAGCACAAAAGUAAGCAAAGUAAAAGAACCUUGUAGUGCCCAAAAACCUCAAACCUCCUUUAACCCUUUAACCCCUUAGAGUGACUAUCAUCUAAUUUCUCCUUACAACAUCACCCUUGAAUCACACAUAAAGUUUACAAGAGUAAAAGAAAUGAUCACCAACUAAGGAACCUCUUGAUUGUUAGACAAAUUCUCCUUGUCAGCACCUUAAGAGAUGUACUGAGAACAGUAUGGAGAAUAUACAUACUGACCUUAGGGUGUAUAGGAUUAAUAGUGCAUAAAGGCAGCAAGAGCUAUGUCCCAAUUUUUUUAGAAAUUAGGCAUAGCAACUUUCUCCUGUUCAGAAUAAACAUAGUGUCCUGCUAGUUAGACCUUGCUGUCAUUAUUAUUUCCUUGACAGAGAGGUAACUCAAGAACUUAAUGGUAAUAGUAUUGAUAAAAAUGUCUCCUAUUAUAGGGAGGAACACAUGUCAACUAUAUAACUGACCAGAUCACAGAGAAGCUCAUGGCUGCAGUGAAAAGGAAAAAUAAAGGAGGUGUAGAAGUGAAGCCUUUUCAGAUCAAGAAUCACUUGUGGGUUUUCAUAAAUUGUUUAAUUGAAAAUCCAACCUUUGACUCCCAAACCAAAGAAAAUAUGACUCUCAGAUCUAAAGCGUUUGGAUCCACUUGUGAUUUCAGUGAAAAGUUUAUCAAACAGGUUUGUAUCUGUAUUUAUAUAAUAAGCUCAGUUAUGCAUGCAUUCUGAUUGGUUCUCACAUAUGAUCUAUUGGAGGACAGAUGUAUAGAUGAUGUCAUCAUUAAAAUUUUUUUAAUUCUUUAUUAUAUAAAACAAAUAGAUUCCAAGUUGCCAUGCAUCUGUUCAGUAAUAGAUCACGGAGGAUGUCAAAAUGUUGUAAAAACAUCAGUGACACACUCGGCUAUGCCUCAUUUGCCACUUUUUUAUUCUUACCACAUUUUUACAUCAUCUGUGAUCUAUUACUGAACAGACGCAUGGCAACUUGGAAUCUAUAUGUUAAUCUCUUUGCAAUUACCUUCAAGUUGUUUUCAUAUAACACCUAAAAUUUAUGUAUCAUAAUGGAAUUUUUAAAGCAUGAUGAAAUAUGUCUGUUGUAAGUCAUUUUCAACCCCAGCCAUUUCUGAUGGCUGGGGUUAAAAGCCAAGGUCAGAGUGUUCAGGACUCUGCAACUAUUGAUGUCAAAAAAGUCCUGUGUUAAUUGAGAUAGAUGGUAUGUUUUGGAGUUUGAUGUGGAAUGAAGAUGGAGGUUUAAUAUAGGUUUGGGCAUAAGGAUUUUUGAACCUAUGCUAGUUCUUAUUUUCAUAUUCCAUGAUCUUAAAACAGAGGUGAUGUUUGAAGCAGAAGUGAUGGUGGAUACAGAUGCAGGGCGUGAAAUUGCGCCCAAUACAGGCACCAAUGCGACUAAAUUUUUCACUUUGGUGACCAAAUCCUGAAAAUUAGUUGCCAAAUUGGUGACUAGAAUGUUUCAUCAUAACCUUACUAAGAGAUCUAGUGAAUUAAAAAGAUUUGCAAAGACAAAUCCGCGGCAAACUUCCUCGUUAAGUUUGUUUCCAAAAUGCAGCACAUGCAUCUCGAUCAAUAACUAGAUGCCAUCUUUGAUUUAGGUGAACUUAAACGUUGCAUAUCAUCCAUCCUAGUGUCCAUUUUGUAGCACGUUAAAGAUCUUUUCCCUUACUUAAUUUCUAGAACGACGACAGCAUAAAAAAGAGGUUUUGUUUGUCUUUGAAAAUGGUGACCAACUUUUCUUGAAUUGACUACCACUUUGAAGAAUUUAGGAGCCAAGUGGCUGUCAGAAAAAAAAAUUAAUUUCACGCCCUGAGAUGUGAUGUUAUAUCAUUUGUUUCCUGUACUUUUUUAGGUUACUCAGUGUGGUGUUGUUGAACAUAUCAUGAACUGGGUGAAAUUCAAGGCACAGGUACUAAUUCCAAUCUUUAGUAGACUCCAGGUUGAAUUCAUUAAACAUGUCAUGGUUUAACAGCAGGGUUCUCUCUGGGAAUAAUCUUGUGUCCUUUGAGUGGAUUCUUAGCUGAUUUGAAGUGGUUACAGAAAAAACACCUUUCUUAGUAAUUGGCAAAACACCACUUAAAGAACAAGGUGAAAGAAAUAACUUUCACCAAAAAAAAACUUAACUACAACAUGGCUACUGGCACAUGUAUUAAUUGUUCAUGACACUUGUUAGCAAACUUUUCAAAGAAUUUGAAAAUAUCUGAAUACAUGCAUCACCUCAGUUUGGAUGCCCUCUUAUCAAGAGGAGUCUUAAUUGAUAGCUUCUAACCGUUUCUAACUUGUUUUUGUACCUUGUCAAGUAUUUUUAAAUUAAGAUGUGCAUUUAUUUUUGGGGAUUUCAUUCUAGUCUCAACUCAACAAGAAGUGUCAAAAGAGCAAACACAGCAAGAUUCGUGGAAUUCCCAAAUUGGAUGAUGCUAAUGAUGCUGGCAGUAGAAACUCAAUGCAAUGUACACUAAUUCUCACUGAGGGUGACUCAGCCAAAACACUGGCUGUAAGUGGCUUGAGUGUAGUUGGUAGAGACCGUUUUGGAGUGUUUCCCUUGCGUGGUAAACUGCUUAAUGUCAGGGAUGCAUCACACAAGCAGGUAUGAAGUUCAAACUUCCAGUAGUUAGCCAGUGGAGAAUUUGAUUCAUGCAGUUAAACCUCCUUAGCAUACUCCCACUAACAUUAGGGAAAUGCAAAGAUGUGUUUGGCAUAAUUUGUUUUGAGCUGUUGUUACUGGAUCCUGGAAAAAUCAAAUACACAAGUUUAAGACAAGAAGAGACCAUUUGAUCCCAUUUGACUGAUAAUUCUUGGUGACAACCUUCAAAAUUUUUAUGUCAGUUCAUAGAAGUCAUCUGCUAUGGUAAUCAAUGAAUAGCUCACAAUUUAGGUCAAUCUGAUCGAGGAUAAAGGGGGUAAUUUUCUAAAGAAAGUGUGGUUUUGCAUCAGUGGGAGAGUAUAACAGGGUAAUUUGAUAUUAUCAACUGAGUGGAUAAUGUAAAUUGGCUAUCGUAAAGAGUUUCAAUGGUAAAGUUUCGCUCUAACAAAGGGCUAAGGUUCAAAACGUUAGUUUUGAAAUUCUUUACAGUGGCCAUUGUAUGUUAUUAACUCAGCUGAUUAUAUCAAAUUACCCUGAUUGAGGAUACCUUGUUAAAGUACCAGCUUUCCUUAUUUAACCCAGAACUAAACCAGAAUUUUUAUUGUUUGACUUUAGAUUCUUGAAAAUGCUGAGAUCAAUAAUCUUAUCAAGAUACUUGGCCUUCAAUACAACAAGAAGUACUCAUCUGAAGAAGACCUGAAGAGUCUAAGAUAUGGCCACCUUAUGAUAAUGACAGAUCAAGACCAAGAUGGCUCUCACAUUAAGGGACUCCUCAUCAACUUCAUCCAUAGUAAUUGGCCUACCCUUACACGCUUACCUUUCCUGGAGGAGUUUAUUACUCCCAUUGUUAAGGUUAGUGUUAUUUUUAAGGUGUCAUUUGUAAGAUAGGUAAGCUUUAAAUGGGGGUGGGGGGAAGGUGGGGUAUUAAGACUACACCAAGAGUUUACCUUAAUCUUUAAGAUGGUAACUGAAACUUCUAAGACCUGCCCAAAAGAGAGAAAUUAAUAUCCACAUGUACAGAAUUUUAGUUACACAUUGUUUCAAACAAAUAAUUUGUGUCAGCUUGGCAUAGCUUGCAGUGGCUUGUAAGAAAAUGAAUGGUGUAAUCAAAUUGAAAAUACACAAAUUUUACAUCAUUAUCAAGGAAACUUUCAUUGAAGUUAUGGCAAGGGAAUAUUUAAGUUACAACUAAUAUUUUUAACACUGUCAGUUUAAGAUUGUACCAAUUUUCUUGCAAUUGAGAAAGAUUGCAAAGAAAUGGUGGACUUAGUUCGUGGCUGUUGCAUUGCUUACAAAUUUAAUAUAAAACCAAUACGCGUGCAUUCACCUGUACCUUUGUCAAUAUGUAGUAUUGUGACCUUUAACCACUUAAGAUUAAGAGGUGGAUGAAACACCUCCAUGUAUUAUAAAAACAAAAUUCUCAUUACUCCAAGUUAAAGUCAGUUUAUGUUUUUAUUCAGGCAUUUUUUAAAUUCUAUGCUCAUGUAGUCAAAAUUAGUACAUAAAAACAUGGAUUCUCAGGCUUGAUUAUGAAUCCUCUGGAGACAUUUGGCAAUUAAAUUUUGCUUGUAGGUUGAUUGUGUCUCUGAUAUUCAAAUAGUGAGAGUAGUAAUUCAUCAUCGAUGCUAACAGCUCAUCAAAAUUUCAGGUCAGUAAAGGCAAAGAGGAGAAAGCAUUCUACAGCAUUCCUGAAUAUGAGGAAUGGAAAAACAGCAUAGUCAAUGUCAAGUCUUGGAAAGUAAAAUACUAUAAAGGUUUGGGUACAAGCACUCCCAAGGAGGCCAAAGAAUACUUUGCUGACAUGAGACGUCAUCAGAUUCAGUUCCACCAUGAAGGUGCACCAUGUGAUGAAGCUAUACUUAUGGUAUGUAUAGCUGUAUCAUAUAAGUCAUUGGCACUAUGUGGGUGAUAUGACUAUAGUUUUGGAUACUGCGCUAUCUUUUUUUUUUAAAUAAUGUUUUCCUUCUUUGCUGGAGUAUUGCAUCUCUUUUGAGUUAAUGCAGCCAAUGCUUGAAAACAUCUGUCUAAGUGUAGAGUUGUGAGAAACUUUCAUUUUUCCUUCUCCCUUAGAAUUAAGUGUUCCCUUGCAGUGGGUAAUAAGAAAGACAAGUUUAUUUCAUCAAAGCAGAGAUAUUGUGAAUCAAGUGUCACAGUAAAGGCAGUGAUGAGUGAGGUAGCCAGGGAGCCUCUCAAAGAAACAAGCAAAGUCUGCCAGCUGUUAGGCUCUCAUAGAUAUAUUCAAUUCUGCAUGCAAGACCAAAAUAAUCAACAAAUCUACUAGUGUUGGUAUUAAUUAAUGUUUUUACAUGAUUUAUCUCAUAAUGACAUAUGAAGGAAUGUCAAAGGAACCAAGAAAAUUAUGUUCAACUAAUGUUAAUUAAAAACUAUUUUAACCUGUAGUGGUAUGAAAUUGGCUUUGUUUGAAGGAAGAAAAACAACUGAAUUGUAGACUGGAUGUUUCUUUUAAUUACAGGCAUUCAGUAAGAAGAAAGUUAAUGACAGGAAAGACUGGCUCAAUCGUGCAAUGGAAGAUCGCAAGUGGAGAAGGCAACAAGGGCUUUCAGAGGUUGGUCAAACCUAGUUGUUUAUUUGCAUUCCUGGGAUUUGUCCAUAAGAGGUGUUGAACAACAAACUGAAAUAAGUGAUCAAAUUUUGUUAGUGAAAUCUGACCUAAAAGAGUGUAAACAAGAAGAUUAUACUAUAUUAUUUAAUGCCAGUAGCUUUUUUCUCAUAUCACUCAUUAAAAAUCACCUAGUAACUGCUUUUCUUGUCUUUCUUUCCUACAGGUUUACUUAUAUGAGAAGGACACCAGGUCAGUUUCAUAUUCUGACUUUGUCAACAAAGAACUUGUUUUAUUCUCCAAUGCAGAUAAUGAACGAUCAAUCCCAUGUUUGGUGGAUGGUAAGCAAGAUAAUUGAAUUUAGAAAUAAUGUCAAAAGGCAUAAUCAAAUAACUGAUCAGAUUUUGUUUAUGUGUAUUUUAUUAAUCAUUAUAAUUAUUUUUGAACAAUGUCCUUCAGGUUUAAAGCCCGGUCAAAGGAAGGUACUCUUCACCUGCCUUAAAAGGAAUGACAAAAGAGAAGUAAAAGUUGCUCAACUUGCUGGAUCAGUUGCAGAACUGUCUGCAUAUCACCAUGGCGAGGUAUAUAAUUAAUAAUGGUAAUAGGACCGAAUGGAAUCCAAUUCAGUCUGUAAUCAUAUGAGUAAUUAAAAAAAUAGGAUGACUGCAAAGUGGGAGUCUGAUUUGUUAAGCAUGAGUAUAACUACAGCCAGAAUUGAAUAACACAAAGUCCUGUCACCAAUUAAUCAGAACUAUGACAAGAUUUGAGAAAGAAACUAGACAUCAGACAACAACAACAAACAACAACAACAGCUAACUCAGGGGAAUGUGAGAGAACAGUGCACGCACAUGUUGUGUUCUGUCCACUUACUCAGGCAUGAUGUGUUAACUGUGCCUUUCACUGUCCUACUGCUGACCAAUUACAAACAUGACAUGUUCACUGUCCCAUUAGAGCUCAGCGUGGGCUGGUGAUAACCAAUAAUGUUUGAGAAUUUUCCCAUAGUUUUAAUGAAAGUCUAUGACCUCUACUUGAUGAUUAAGUCCUCCAAACCAAUCAGCUAGAUUUGUCUACUUACAUCUACAUGUCCACUGCACAAAGUUAUUUUAAUUAAAUUUGUGGUGAUUCACCAACUGAAUAUUUACUGCUCUUCAAAUGGUGGAUAUUCUGCCACAGUAUAAUACAACUGAUAAAAGUAACAAUCAAUAAUAAGUGCAAUAUCAUAGUUAUUACAUCAUUCUUGGAGUUUCAAAAAUGAAGUGGUAACCGAUAACCCAUUAUUUACAGAAUCUUCAAGCACUAAUAGAUAAAGGCAAAUCCUUGGCAGAAUUUUUUCCAUCAAUCAGUCAAUUAUCAGAGUAUACAAAGGAUAUCAUUUUUGCAGCAAUUAUUGGAGAUGAAAGCUGCAGAUGCAAAGUUGUGCUUGAACAUUUCAAAUUUCUGUUGCAUUUAUUUCCUGUUACAACUGUGACAAAAUAUCUUUCUCAAUUCCUUUCUUGACAAUGGCCCAACUAUCCAUUGGCUCAUGUUUGGAUACCACACUUGCAGGAUUGUAGUUGAAAAAUACAUCAGAAGUAAUAUAGUAAGGUAAUUCUCCCCUCAGCUUUUAUGCCCUGGUCUUAUUUACAUCUUCUUUACCCAUUAAGGCAAGCCUGAUGGGAACAAUCAUCAACUUAGCACAGAAUUUUGUGGGCAGCAACAACUUAAAUCUUCUGAUGCCAGUUGGUCAGUUUGGCACUCGUCUCCAUGGAGGCAAGGAUGCUGCUAGUCCUCGUUACAUCUUCACUAUGAUGAGUCCUUUAACAAAGCUAUUGUUUCAUGCUCAUGACAUGCCCAGCCUUACAUACCUGUUUGACGAUAACCAGCCUGUUGAACCUGAGUGGUAUUGCCCCAUAAUUCCUUUAGUUCUAGUCAAUGGGGCUGAGGGGAUUGGCACUGGGUACAGCACCAAGGUGCCUAACUUUGAUGUUCGGCAAAUUAUUAGUAAUCUGAAGAAGAUGAUCAAUGGAGAGGAACCAGAAGAGAUGGUGAGCUCUUUAUUCCCACUAAACUGUGAUUGAAACUUCAGAGUUUCCACAUAAAUCAAAAUGUUGACAUUUUUUGUUGUCAGAGUCAGAGAAAUGAUCAAUUAUGAAAGAAGAGUACCUUAGUUUUCAACAAAAAUGUAGCUUUUGGAUUUAAAAAUGCAUAACUUUAAAUUUGUGGGCAGGCUGUGAUUACAUGUAGUAUUCCAUCAGGCUUGCAGUGGUACUUUAGCUUUAAAGAAACUUCUCAAUCACAUUGUAAAUUCACAAUUGAUAUGGAAAAAAUUAGAUAUAGAUUAAAAUGGCAAAUUUUGUAUUGGUUUGUCUUUUGGCAGUUUUUGCCUUGGGCCUAAUUUACCUGCUCACUUGUUCUGUUAAAAUUUAUUUUCCUUCUGAACAUCUCAAGUAGAGAAAUUUUUUUCCAAAGGUAUGGGUGAUAUUGUAAUGAACAGUGCCAGUGCUCCUUAAGGGGUGUCUGGGAAUCUUGAUAUGUACCUUUCUUAACAUAGUGCAGAGGUACAAACCAGGGAAUGUUUGUGUUAUUGUUUUUCCUUUCAAAUUUAAGAUACCAUCAUUCAAGAACUUCACUGGUACCAUUUCUCAAAUUGAUAGCCACAAAUUCCUUGUGCAAGGCAAUGUGGAAGUUGUUGACAACAAGACCAUAGAAAUAUCUGAACUGCCAGUUGGCACCUGGACACAGGUUUACAAAGAAAAUGUUUUGGAACCAAUGCUCCAUGGUUCAGAGAAAAUUCCUCCUAUUCUGACGUGAGUAGACAAGUGUUUGAUUCAAACAAACCUAUUUAAGCUAUGUUUUAAAGAAAGAAGUACGGCACUCACCCUCAGCAGCACAACAGUACAAAAGUUAGUUUGUCUGAUAGGUGAAACAAUUCUAGUACAAUAGAUGCACUAUAACAAGAUUAUGAAACUGGAUUAACAAAGGGCAAAAAAGCAGCAUCUCUGAGUUGCAGGGGCAGGACUUGUAGCAUCUUUGAAGUCACAAUGGUGGAGUGUUAUUAACUCAGUUUGUUUAUAAAUUUACAUCAUAAGUGCUCAUGUGUGAAUUGUGAAAGAUUAACUACUGAAAUGAUAUAAUGAUGUGCAUGUACUUAUAAAAUUGUGCAGUAAUUGGGAUUGUCUAGCAUUUUCCACAGUUUAAUUUAUUUGUUCAAUGACUUCCAGUGACUACACUUGGGAAAUUGGUCCCAUCCAAUCUGAUGACUUUUCUUUUUGGUACAGGGAUUACAAGGAAUACCACACAGAUGUAACAGUGAAGUUUGUACUUAAUAUGGCUGAGGACAAGUUGGCUGAGGCAGAGGCAACUGGAUUACACAAGAAAUUUAAACUUGAAGCUUCAAUUAACACCAGCAAUAUGGUGAGUUUAGCACUUAUCCCAGCUAAUAUUUAAUAUUUGUAGUUAUAGAAAAUACAAGUUUUUCUAUCUAAGUGCAUUUUAGUCAUUACAAAAAUGUCCACACAGCAGAUGUGUGACAGAGUUUGUGGCUCAUCCAUUUUUUUUUAUUACUGGAAAUGUUUUAUGGUGCUAUAUCAAAUUUUGCAGCCAUAGUUGAUAGCCCUUCUAAUGUCAGUUUUCUUGUGAGAUGUAUCCAACUAACUUUGAUCUUUGGUGACAAAUGUCUUCUUCCAAGUGGAGGAAGAUGUGGAUGUUAGUGUUGGAUAUUUACUAGGCUAUGUAUAAGUGAAAUAUCUACCACUGGCCACUGAUACUGAGGUAAAUAGUUUUAUUAUAUACAAAGACAGUGAGAUUAUACAGCAAAAAAUGAUGAUUUUAACACAUUUAUUCCUGCAGCUAUUACAACACUUUUGGGUUCAAAUCCUGUGUGAGUUGCUAAAAGGUGAAUAGCAAAGGAUAUGCAGAGUUUGAGUAGCCAAUCAGAGCAUGCCUUUAACACUAUCCACUGUUUAAGUAUUUUCUAAUCACAGAUAGUCCAGUUUAAGACAUGGCUCAGUAAUGAAUUCAGCACAACCUCAUUGGGUAUAGGGAACUUCUGAUUGAAUCGAUUUGAAAUUAUUUUUGUUUGCAAUGUAUUUCAGGUUUUGUUUGAUGCCUUGGGUUGUCUGCGCAAGUAUGAGUCGCCACUAGACAUACUUAAGGAAUUCUUUGAGCUUCGUUUGGAAAGAUAUGCUGUACGUAAAGCAUGGUUAGAUGGAAUGCUGACUGCAGAAUCAACAAAGCUCAGUAGUCAAGCUCGUUUUAUCUUGGAGAAAAUUGAAGGACAAAUUAUCAUAGGUGAGGGUUCUAUCAUUGCUCACUAUUUAUUUAUUUAUAGUUUCCAUUCAAAAUUUCCAAUUAUACUCCUGUAAAUCUUGUGCAAUUACAUUGGAGGCACAUUUAUUUUGUUCAUUUGCACCUGAAUCAAUGGCCAUUUUUGUGCUGGAGAUGUUAAAGUUGUCUAAGACGUUAAAGUCGUCUCGAGACUACUUUAACGUCUUAGACAACUUUAAUGUCUCUAGCAUAAAUGCAUCUAAUGAGUUGAUCAUUGAUGCAUUGUUAUUUGAUCCAUUGUUAUGGAGGAGCUCAUCAAUUUCUUGACAUCCUUAAGGAAACAAAGAUUUAGGCAAAUGUGAUACGAUGGUGUAGGAUUUUCCCUAUACACUAAUAUGUGCUGGGGACACUAUUUGGUUAGGAAAACAACAGCAAAAGGAAUGCAAAACAGCAAGAAGAAUGAGUCAUCUUAGAUUUGCAUUAGAACAAUAUUUGCACUGAUUUAAUUUAAUCAAAAACUGACAAGGUCUGCAAAAAUACUCUUGUAAAAAUUAAAUAACCCUUUGCCAUCAUUAUUCAGUUUUUACCAUUUUUUUUUUUUUUAACAGAGACUGCAAUAUCAUCUUUUAGUGUAAUAAGUUGUGCACAGAAUAAUUUGAUAUUUAUCAUGUGGUUUAGAACAUUAUUUACUGUGGAUCCUUAACUUUUUCAUCGGGAACCUUAACUUUUUUUUUAAAAAGUCUGAUGGAGCUCUGAUGAUAAAAUGUUGGUGUUUAAUUUGAAUAUGGAGUAAAAGAUGGUGAAGUCUCCUGUGACUCAUGAACGGGAACUUGUUAUUUCUAACAGAGAACAGAACCAAGCGCGACAUAGUUACCACUUUGGUGCAGCAUGGAUACCCAUCUGAUCCUAUCAAGGCUUGGAAAGACACACAAAAGUCCAGUGCACCUGAUGAGGGAGAUACAGAUGAUGCUUCCAGUGUGGCAAGUUCCACGUCAAGCGCUGGUGGACCUGACUUUGGGUACUUGUUGUCCAUGUCUAUGCUGUCUCUCUCUCGAGAAAAGAAGGAAGAGCUAUUAAAAGAGAGAGAUAAUAAGGUCAGUGGCAGUAUUUAUUUGGAGUUCAAUUUUCUCCUUUGUUUAAAGUUUACUCUUCUAUAUUUUUGGUUUAGGUGACAUACAGUGUGUGUGUGUAUGAUAAUGCUUUCAAAAUAAAGUUCAAACCAAGGAUGAAAAUGGCCAAUGUUUGUAUUUUGGAAUUCAGCCUUAAGGAAUGACCUCAGCACAAGCCUCUAGGGAAAAACAGGAGAGUGUUUAAGUGUUUUUAAACAAUGACUCGUAGUCAUGUCUUCUGUUUCGCAUAGAAUUUUGAAAUAUCAAAAUUGUGAGGGGAGAGGGAAGAGGGAAGAUGAGGGCAUUCAAAGAUUCCAGUUGUUUUGCAAAGGUGAAAAGGUGGUUAAUACUUGAAUCAUAAGCAAAGGUCUCUGAUGUCUUGGUAGACAAGAGAAAUCCAUGUAAUCCUAAUCAGAUUCUUAUUGCAACAGCUGCCUAUGAGCCUGCCAUUCUUGUUUAAUAAUCUUGUGCAACAAUUUAGUUGGAGGAGCUGAACAUAUUAAGGAGGAAGUCACCACAAGACCUCUGGUUGGAAGAUCUUGAUAGCUUUUUGGAAGAGCUCGAGGUAAGGUCUUCAUAUCUUAACAUAAUUUACCGAGAACCUUACUUUUGUCACCAAGGAAUAUGAGGUGUCUUAAAAUACUCUUGUAAACACAAUUGACAAAAAGUUUGGGAAAAGUGUAGUUUAAUUGAGUAGAACUCAAGGAAUGAAGAUGGAAUCUCCUCUAAUGUCUUUUAAUCCUAUUCAAACUUAUAUUAUGUGCAUUUUUUGGAAUGAAGGUAGUUUAGCCCACUCUAAAUGACCAGAAUAUUGUUUCGUAACUUGUGUAUAGAAUAGGAUGUUUUGGUGGCAUUUCUAACCUGAGGGUGCUUAUAGCAUUUCCUGUAUGUCAUUUAACAUUUGCCACUGAUUACAGCGAGUUGAGCAACAGGAAAAGGAAGAUCAAGAAAUGUACGUAAAGUCCAAGGCAGGGCGCUCACAGCAGCAGAAAAAGAAACCAUCAAAGCCAGCAAAGAAAACUGAAAAUAAACCCAAGACGCUUGCUACAAAUGAACAAGAAAAGAAAAACAUGCAACAUAAGAGCAAGGAAACAGCUCCAAAGAAAGAAAACAAGAGUGACGACUCCUGGGAGUUUGACGACAUAGAUGCAGGUCCUCCGGUGAGAUCACUCGCUGACAGACUUGCUCAGCGACAGAGCAAGAAGUUGCCCAUCUCGUCAUCAUCAUCGUUAGCUGGCAGUGGUGCUGAGACAACCAGCAGUUCUGCUGCAAAGGGAAAAACGCAAUCUUCGCUGGAGGUGUUCAGUUCAAAGAAGAAGGUUAGGAAAGCAGCAGAGAGUGAUGACGAUUUUAUUAUGGAGUUCAGCGAUGAAGAGGAUGGACCGCCUGUAGAGAAAAGGGCCGCUAGAUCUCGUCCUGCUAAGGUUUGUGUAGUGAUAUACUGUUAAGUUAAAUGUCGCUGGAACACGCUUCAGCGAAGUGUGCCAGUGUACCAAUUGCAGUCAAAGGGGUAGCUUUGUGCCAUUUGAAGGUUUUCAGGGUCGUUUGUUUGUUGUUUCAGAUGUUCCCUCUUUCUUUACAAAGAGGGGUGUAGCAUGCCCCUUGGGGUAUUUUCCUUUCCUUUGCUAUUUCUUUGUCUUAAUGGGUGACUGGACUAGAAGCCAGUUUAGACGGAAAUUGUUGACGAAAUCGCUUAAUGGGAACGUUUACACCUGUCAAACUGCCUCCUUACCCAGAAUAUGUUGAUGGAAAAACUACCGAAAAAGAGUUCGCCAGUGAUCCAUGGAUUUGACAUUCUAUUGAUUCUUUUAGUUCAGUAAAAUGAUAUAAAGAAUAUAAUGUUUUUUAUUUUCUUUUCUUUUAUUGCUUUGCUCUGUAGACGUACUCUUUUAGUUCUGACGAUGAUGAUGAUGAUGAUGACGAUCUUACGGUCACGGCGGUGAAAACCGGAAAACCAUCUAAGGAAGGAAGUGUUGAUAGCGAUGCCGAAUCAGAUAAAAGUGACGUGCAAGCUACUCGUGCUCUGAUUCAAAAGCUCUCCCCUGCUAAACCCGCAAAGACCACUAGUUCACGGGUAAGAUUUUGCUGAAUUAUCAAACAUUUACUAAGCAGCUGACACCAUGGGGAUCUUUUGAGUGAGCGGACAACCUCAGACCGUAUAAUUAACAAUUGUUCCACGAGCGCACAUUGGAUAGAGAUGAUAGAUAGCCAACGAGGCCCGUAGGGUUGAGUUGGCUAUACUCAGCUCAAGUCCGACAAGCGCGAGCGGAAUUAUUGUUAUAUUAAAAAUGCCCCCAAAUAAAGAUAAAUCUUCUCAACUUUAUAUAGGAAGCUCGUCACUGGAAAGUGGUAUUCUGUAAGGCCCCUAGUCUUUAGUAAUAGAAAUAAAUUAUGUAACAUGACUGAGUGAAAGUCAGUGCGUAAUGCGGCAAACAGUAUUUUUAUAGUAACAACAGUGACGUGAAGAAAGAUUGUCGCCUAACCAGGAACAGAUGGCUGUAAGGAAAGCGUCAUUCUCAUUACUGAUGGUCUUCUUCACUCUCGAUUAAAAGAUAACUCGAGCCAUCAAAUUUUGCUAGGUGAUUCUGCGCAGUGGCGGGAUAAUUUCCCAUGCUCCAAUGCCUGAUAAACACCCUUGGGCGGGAGUUGACGUAACCUAAUGGGACUGAACAUUGAUAUCCCCAGAUCUUUUAUUAUUCUCGAUUGUGAUUUAAGAAGACCAUUAAAAGGGGUAGACUACAAGUCAAUUAGCAAUUUGAGAUGUCUUGAAUGAAUGGAUUUGAUGCUUUGCAGCCAAAUAAGCCAUUAAAGGGUGGUGAAUCAAUUAAAUCUACGAAGAAACAACCUGCUAAGACCACUACAGCAGCAGAGAAGAAACGCACCGCGACUAAAAAGGCAGCUUCGUCUAAAACAUCGUCACAGGACGACAGCCCUGAUGGCGAAGUAGCUGCAAAGAAACAGCCAGCCAAGAAAGGCAAACGAGGAAAGGCAGUAAUUUUUGAUAGCAGUGACGAGGAUUCUGAUUCAUCCAUGCUCUCUUUAAAGAAACCUACAGCUGCUAAAGGAAAAGUGAUUAAGGUAAGUGUAAGAAUACCAGAUGUUCAUUGAUAAGCAUCUUCCAAAGGUAGCGGUAAUAUGUAUUUAGAUUGCCAGGAAAUCUCCAAAAUGACCUCACUCGAAGAAAUUCGUUUUUUUUUCGCUAAUCAAGAGACAGUGAAACAUAGCAUUAUUUUCCGUCUCUGAAUAGCUGUAUGUUCACACCAAAUGAUUAGAACCAGAAGCAGAGAACUCCCCCCACUGGCUUCCAUCCUUGGGUAAGUUCGGAAGCCAGGAUUCAUUGUUUCUAAAAGAUGAUAUGAAAUACAACGAAAAAGCCUUGAAGAACGAAAAAUAUGCGGUCAGUAGUUCCUGGUUCAGCGACAGUGACAGAGGAAUACACGAGACUGAAAACAGGGAAUGGAAGAGACUGAGAUAACUAUCAGAAGUUACGACACAGCUCAUGUCUCCAAAAACUUCAGCCUCGCCUUUAGUAAUGCCUUGUUAUCUUUGUCAUACAGCCUAAAAAGUCGCCACCGAAAAAGGCGAAAGCAAGCGUAGAAAGCUCCAGUGAUGACGAACCACUGGAAAGUGCAGUUGUUAGCCGAUCAGUUCGCACCGGCAGAUCCAAAGCUCCUGUGAAGUAUUUUGAGGAGGAAAGUGACAGUGAUGACAAAGAGAAUGAAGGCUCAAAGGAAUGGUCCGGAUCAGGAAGUGAUUUUGAUGAUGAUUAGUUUUUGUAUGCCCCAGGCGGGCUGCUCAUCUGUGUCUUUCAAGUGAUACGAUGGUGUAUUGUAGUCUGACGAACUUGGUUUUGCUCAGCGUCUGUCUCCUAUAAAAACGGUUUUUU
Molecule: messenger RNA, 18457 nt
Organism: Pocillopora meandrina
Lineage: Eukaryota; Metazoa; Cnidaria; Anthozoa; Scleractinia; Pocilloporidae
Source: the annotation of a GenBank genome assembly